CCGCCGCCGGGGCCCUGCUGGCGCUGUGUGGCCUGCGCGCCGCGGUGGCGCCGGGCGGGGCCGCGGCCCCCACGGGCUGGGCCGUGGCCCAGGGCAGCAGGGCCCCUGCGGCGGGCGGCCCGGCACGCCUGGCGCAGGGGCUCCCGUUCGAGGCGGCGGGCGAGUGCAGCCGUGUGGCGAUGGCUGGGCGGACGACCUCGCAGGGCCCGAGCGUCUACAACGACGGCUGGAGGCAGGGGCGGUACAACCUGUGGAUGGAGGAGCAGAUGGGCGGCAAUUGGAUGAACAUCACCCAGCUGAAGGAGUACACCCACCCGAGCGGGCGGCUGAAGUCGCGCUACCUGACCAAGCUGUUCAUGUCGAACCACAAUCGGGCCAUGAUCUACAUCAAGCGGCUGCAGUGCCUCGGCCUGAUGCCCUACCACCGGAUCCAGGCCAAGAUGGCCAACGACCCCGCGGCGCUCCCGCCGCCGCCCAAGGUGCAGUUCAACAGCGGCGGGGAGCGCCCUGCCCAGUCGCGGCAGCUGCUGGGGCAGGACGAGGCGGCCGCCAUCUGAGCGCGGCUUCCUCUGCGGCCCCCGGGCGCGGCAGCCCCCCGCCCACCGCUCCCCAGAGGAUUUGUGACUCGGCCAAGGGCCGCCGCUCGACGCGCGAAAGGAAAACGCUGCCGGCCACAUGCGAUGGAGGCUCGAAUCCCAGACACCUCCUCCUCCUCCUCCC
Messenger RNA from Prorocentrum cordatum, 720 nucleotides. The record is from the annotation of a GenBank genome assembly. Lineage: Eukaryota; Dinophyceae; Prorocentrales; Prorocentraceae.